Messenger RNA from Dendronephthya gigantea, 5717 nucleotides. RefSeq lists its product as uncharacterized. Gene Ontology annotation, molecular function: DNA binding; histone H3K9 methyltransferase activity; zinc ion binding. Bases 93 to 5612 code for a protein of 1839 amino acids. Gene Ontology annotation, biological process: negative regulation of gene expression; heterochromatin organization. The transcript is spliced from 36 exons. Gene Ontology annotation, cellular component: nucleus. The record is from RefSeq and is a predicted model, not a curated record. NCBI's taxonomy places the organism in Eukaryota, Metazoa, Cnidaria, Anthozoa, Malacalcyonacea, Nephtheidae.
GCGACUGCUCAGAAGUCAAAACAGUCAAAAUGGCGGCUGUGUUGUGGGAAUUAUGAGUGGAGCUUUUAUUGUCAAUGAAAAGUUUAUAAAUCAUGGUGAGCAGGUCGGUGGGAAUAAAGUUGACGGAAGUAAAAAAUAUAAUUGAUAUUGAGUUCGAGAAGGCAAGAUCAGGCGACAAAUUGAAUCUACUAACAAGUACAUUUGUCAAUCGUGUUGAAGACAUUUCAGCUAAGCAACAGGAGCUGAAAGGUUUCCUGGAGUCACUAGAAGUUCAAAUAAAAAAUCUUGGAAUACCUCAAACAGAAAGAAGGAGCACUGAUGUCAGUAUUUUAUCUGUUCAUGAGCGAUUCCCAGCAAGUAGAAAUCCACCUUGUGACUAUGAGAAAACUCCAAGUAACACAGCCAAGAAUAACGACGUUAAUAUUCAAAUUGGCGCGGGAAAAGACACUCCCAUUGUCAUUGACGACGAAGACGACCCGAAGCAGAUCGUUGAUGAACCGGAAGAGCCUGUGACUCCAAUCAAAGAUACAGUGGAACCCGUAGAAAUAUUAGAGGAACCAGGACAAGAAAUAUCGCAGCAGGAACCAAGCUCCAGUCCUAUUAUUCAUGAAGAAUCACCGACCAUUGAGCCAAAAAACGAUACUUCGGCGGUUUGUGAAGAAACCCCAGACAUUUCAACGGAGACUGGUCCUGAAUUGAGCUCGGAAACUACGCCAGGAGAAGUUGUUUUAACAGGGCCCUCAUCGUCAUCAGUUCCAGCAGCGUCUGUUCCCGAGAGUGAUGUUUCAACGGAGACAGCGUCCUCCCCCUGCACAGACGGUAGUCAAUCCAGCGUGGCGGAAGAUUCUCAAAAGAGCGAGGCAGAAAAUGUCCAUUCUCAAGAGAAAUCUUCGCAAGAACCGUCUACAUCAACUAAUGAAAGUCAGUUGAGGGAACUGGAAAGGAAAUUAGAAGUACCGGUAUCAAAGGACAAAGACGUCAAACCAACUGCUCGACCUCACAGUCCCUCUGAUUUCACGAUUGGUACAAGAGUGCUUGGCAAGAGAUCCAGUGAUAUUUGGUUUCCAGGUCAGAUCAUUAAAACCUUGAAAGAUAGGACUGGUCAGGUUAAAUACAGUGUGAAAUAUGACAAAGGCCCAAAAGGUGUAUUAUCGCUCAACCAUAUAUGUCCCGAGGAGCCUGGUGCAAUGUGUGAUAUAAGCGUUGGAAGCAGGGUUGUCGCUUUAUAUGGGAAUUUGAAUAUAUGGUACGCCGGGAUAAUUGCUGAAAUGGCUUGUCAUGGGAACAAAAAUCGACUGUUAGUUUUCUUUGAUGAUGGCUUCGCUCAAUAUUUAUCCAUAAAAAAGAUUCAUAAAGUUCAUCACAAAGGUCAAAAUGUUUGGGAAGAUGUGAUUGAAGACUCGCGUGAUUUCAUUCAAGAGUACUUGGAGGAAUAUCCAUCGCGACCUAUGUUGCAUGUAAGAGUUGGUCAGUGGAUUCGAACGGAAUGGAAAGGCCAAUGGUUAAAAGCAAGAGUGAUGAGCGUUGACGGAAGCCUCGUCAAGAUGUUAUUUCAAAUUGAUAACCGUUCAGAAUGGAUUUACCGUGGGUCGACCAGACUCGACCCUUUAUACACGGCCUUGGUAAUGGGCGAAAAAACGCGAUCGACAAAAGCAAGAUCAAGAAAACUGACCCGAAACACUUCAUCCAAAGACAAUGCGCCCUACAUUGAAUACAACAUUACAAAACCUUGCUAUGGAGUGUCACCGUAUAGUAAAACUGAUCCAAAAGGAAUACAACAAUCACAAUUAGAAGAACAACGACAGAUGACGCAAAGGCAACACGAGGGUUUGAAACAUCCGAAAUUCGAAGAUUCCAGACCGCCAGCACCUGCCACGACGAAAGUAAAACAUGAACUGAAAAGUCUUGAAAAAGCCCCUGCCGAAGUCGAAAAGGUUAAGUCACCAUCGCCUCCGACGAUUAAUGAAAAUAAACAGGUGUCCACUGAAGUAGUGACGAAAAAAGAAGUCGUAAUUCUCGAUGACGAACCUGAAGUAGAAAGUACAUAUUCAUGUAUUCAAGCAAGCACUAUGAGGAAGAAGACUGGGGCUAGUUUAGUAAACAACGUGAUCUUUAAAGCAGUCAGCCCCGUGGACACACAACCAUACCCAAUCCCACUUCGACCUUCCCCAGUACCACCGAGUACAUCCACGAUAUCAUCUCAAACGUCUUCAAUAUUACCUCAAACGUCUUCAAUAUCAUCUCAAACGUCUUCAUUGUUACCUCAAACGUCUUCAGUAUUACCUCAAACGUCUUCAAUAUCAUCUCAAACGUCUUCAUUGCUACCUCAAACGUCUUCAGUAUUACCUCAAACGUCUUCAAUAUCACCUCAAACGUCUUCAAUUUUACCUCAAACGUCUUCAAUGUUACCUCAAACGUCUUCAAUGUUACCUCAAACGUCUUCAAUGUUACCUCAAACGUCUUCAAUGUUAUCUCAAACGUCUUCAAUGUUACCUCAAACGUCUUCAAUGUUACCUCAAACGUCUUCAAUGUUACCUCAAACGUCUUCAAUGUUACCUCAAACGUCUUCAAUGUUACCUCAAACGUCUUCAAUGUUACCCCAAACGUCUUCAAUGUUACCCCAAACGUCUUCAAUGUUACCUCAAACGUCUUCAAUGUUAUCUCGCCCGAUAUUACCUAAACCUCAAUUGGUAUUACACCGACCACCCACGAUAUUACCUCGACCACCCACGAUAUUACCUCGACCACCCACGAUAUUACCUCGACCACCCACGAUACUACCUCGACCUCCCACGAUAUUACCUCGACCUCCCACGAUACAACUCCAACCAUCCUCGAUUAUACCUCAACCUGCCUCAAUAUUACCCCGACCUUCCUCGACAUCACACCAACCUCCUCUAAUAUCACCUCAACCGUCCUCAAUCUCCGGGCCUGUUCCGGUUUACACGAAAAGGGAAGCAUCGCAAGCAGAUCAUCGAUGGAAGGCUCCAUGGUUGAACCUUCAGCGUAAUCAGCGCCAUGGUUCUUCUGACAAUGUUAUACGACCAUAUGCAGUUGUUCCUACGCAGAAAUAUCACGAUGCGGCCACCAUUUUGAAAAACAAACUCGACGCAAAAAUUUUAAAGGCAGAUGACACGAAGCUGACGACCGGAAUUUUGCCGGAGAAACGCGAGAUCGCGGUGUACAAGUCGCACACAGUUGCUGUUCCACAUAAGUGUAGUUUUGCGUGCAGUCGCAGCAGCAGUAAAAUAUCUAUAGACCCGCUCGAGCACAAUCCGCUGGCCGUGCCGAUAUUGAUGGACUGGAAACGCGAAAUUGUGAAAAGACGCGGAAAGACCAACAAACGUGACGUGUAUUAUCGCACACCAUGUAAUCGCAGGCUCAGAAAUAUGACCGAGGUAAUAAGAUACCUCCAGUUGACAGGCGAGAGCAGUUUGAACGUGGAUCAUUUUACUUUUGAUUGGAGAGUGCGAACGGAUAAUGUUACACCGCCGGUUGCCGUCGUAAACGACAUUUCAAGUGGACAAGAAAAUCGUCCUCUGCCAGCUGUCAACCAAGUGGAUGGAACGUUGCCUCCCAACAUUCAGUACAUGAGCAUGAGGCAGUUCGCACCCGAAGUUGAACUAACAACCGAUCCAGGAUUCAUGGUUUGUUGUGAUUGUAAAGAUAAUUGUUCGGACGCAAAUAAAUGUGCGUGUAUCCAGUUGACACUGCAAGGUUGCAAGGCGAUGGACAUGAAAGAUUCUAGCAAGAUGACGUACCAGUACAGGAGGCUCAGAGAUUGUAUUCAGACCGGAAUUUACGAGUGCAAUUCCGAAUGUUCUUGUUCGAAGAAUUGUCUAAAUCGUGUUGUUCAGAAUGGAAUUCAGUUACGUUUAGAAGUUUUCAAGACGGAAAACAGAGGUUGGGGGUUGAGAGCAACUGAUAGCAUUCCUGCUGGAACUUUUGUAUGUACGUAUGCUGGUUAUAUAUUGAAUGAAGAACUCGCAAAUCAGGACGGCAGAAAGUAUGGUGACGAAUAUAUGGCUGAGCUAGACUACAUUGAGGUGGCUGAGAAGGCGAAAGAAGGAUACGAGUCUGACGUGUCUGACCUUGAAGAAGAUGACAAUAUUAUUGAUGAUAUGCUGCAAUCAGACGAUAACUUCUCAUAUAGCGGCAAUAGCGCCAUUGAAUCGAGGAACGAAGAUGAUGAUGAUGAGGACGAUGAUGUUGAUGAUGAUGAUGACGAGGACGAUGAUGAUGAUGAUGACGAUUAUGAGAAUAUCGAUGACGGGGAAGACGAUGGCGAUGCCCAAGGUGGUUACGCUUGUGGCUUUUAUGAGGAUAGUAGUUCAAGCAGUAAUGAUGGGAACGACAAAGAUAAGAACUUUAAUGUGCACUAUCGAAAGAAAAGGCGUAUUUCAUCGGUAGAAUCUCUUGUUGUCGAAAGAGAAACAAAAGCGAACGUGUUAUCACGUCUUGGCAGUCCAUUAAUGUGUGUUUUAGCAUUGAAAAGAAAUGAUGGUGACUUAGAGAAAACAUCGCAGUUUUUAAAAAUGCUUGCGCCAGGGAGUGAUACAUCAAUGACAAUGGUAAACUCUAAAGAAGACACAUGUCAAGCUGUCGACGAGGUUUCAGUGUCUUCCGCCGAUAACAGUUGCACCGCAGUACUCCCGUCGAAGGCUGCCUCUGACGAGUUGUCGUAUAAAAACAAUGAAAAAUUGGUGGACAAAACAAUUCCUGAAACGGCAAGCCUAACGGCAGCUGUGGAAGGGGAAGCAAAGGAUGAAAUAGACACAGAUGACAGGAAAAACAAUUAUGAAGAAGCGAAUCCAAAAGAGGGGAUUGCUGGUGAUGCGAAGGAUGAUAUUCCACAGCUACUUUCUGCCAACGAUUUACAACGGUUGGCCGCCAGUCAACCAAAAAGCCUGCAGCCUCCAGUUCUAACCCGACGUGGUACUGUUCUGGAUGAAACCAUAGAAAAACUCAAGAAGCGCGUCGUUGCUCCUGAUUCAUCUUUGCUUGGCGAUGUUGCGACGGACAAGCAGAGUUGUUCGAGCGAAAUAGACAAUGAUCCUUCUCAGACGGCGAAAUAUAUUAGUACGAGUGACAAUGCAUCUAGUUGCCAUGGUGAUAAAGAUGACGACAAGGACCUGCAUUCAGAAACUAGCUCGCCUUCGCGAAAUUCGAGUUCAUUGUCGCAGUCGACCUCGAGUCGGAGCAGUUCGCCAGCGUUCGAUCUCGUAAGAAGAUUUAAGAAAAAUAACAAGAGCGAUCAUGAUGGAAGAAUCACGUCCGAGAAAGAAGGAGAAUCCACACAGGGUCAAAAUUCUAACACGAGGUUUCUGAGAACGAGAUCACUGUUUGGGGAAGAGCAUUGUUACGUGAUAGACGCUACAUUUGGCAACUGUGGAAGAUUCCUUAAUCACUCCUGUUCACCGAAUUUGUUUGUGCAGAAUGUUUUCAUCGACACCCAUGACAUGCGUUUCCCUUGGGUGGCAUUUUUUGCUCAAAACAAUAUCAAGGCGGGAUCUGAAUUAACUUGGGACUACAUGUAUGAAGUCGGGAGUGUCAGAGACAAGUCUCUUUAUUGUUUAUGUGGCUCAAGUGGUUGCCGUGGGAGACUUCUCUAGCAUGACAACUUGUGUAAAUAUGUAAUCCUCAUCAGACACAUACACUUCGCUUUACAUAUUUUUAAUUAACGUAGGAUUUGUAUUUGAGUGCGCGGAAAUAUAUUG